UCGUGAAUUCCCUGAUUUGAUACUAAAAUUUGAUCGAAACAAUUACAGCAUAUUUCACGUUGCUGUUUUGAAUCGUCAAAAGGAAAUCUUCAAACUCAUUGACAAGAUAAGUCUAGCAUUUAAGAAACCAAUAUUUCAAUAUAGAGAUAAAGCAGGAAACAAUAUCUUGCAUUUGGCUGGAAUGAUGCCACCACUAGAACGGCUCAAUAAUGUAUCAGGAGUGGCUCUCCAGCUGCAACAAGACUUGUUUUGGUUUGAGGAAGUGAGUCAGAUUGUGGAUCCAAUGGAUGUUGAAGCUAAAAAUAAGAAAGGGAAAACUCCUACAGAUAUAUUUAAGCAGAAGAUCAAAGCGUUAAAGGAUAAGGGGGAAAAAUGGAUGAAGGACACUGCAAAUUCAUGCAUGAUUGUAGCAACACUUAUUACCACCGUAGUUUUUGCCGCAGCUUUUACUGUCCCAGGCGGCAUAAAAGAUGAGACAGGGACUCCUAAAUAG
Molecule: messenger RNA, 493 nt
Organism: Pistacia vera
Lineage: Eukaryota; Viridiplantae; Streptophyta; Magnoliopsida; Sapindales; Anacardiaceae
Exons: 2
Coding region: 182-493 (103 amino acids)
Source: RefSeq, a predicted model, not a curated record